GGACGAAAAUGGACUGGAAGUGUGUAGCUUGUGGCGUGGUGGACUUAGCGGUAAAGGGCUCUAAAUGCACAGCCAUGGUGGAUACGGGCGCUGAGAUGAAUAUCAUUCGAGAAGCCGACACCAUCAAGUUUGGGUUAGAGGUAGACCGUUCGGAUUGUGGCAUCCUGCACGGGGCCAAUAACAAGGCCGUAUUUUGCGGAACAGCCUCGAAUGUGCUACUGGAGAUUGGCAGGGUGAAAGCGCGGGCCUGUUUCUUUGUGAUGCCCGAUGUGGACCAUUGUAUUCUCCUGGGGAGGUCCUUCCUAUGCAGGACAGAAACCUUGAUGUAUAAUAAGCAUGAUGGGUCAUUGAUCUUGAUUUUAUGUGAUCCAGCAUGCGGGAAUUACGAAGUGAUUACCUGCCGGAACACUCGGCCAAGGAGCCUAAGGAACAGGCCCAACCCUGGCUCGUUCACGAUUGAGGAGUCAGAAGACGCGCAUCGGAGGCUUAUGGCAGAGCCCGAGGAGGAAGUAGAAGGUAAAGCCUUCUCGCUCAGCCUGUCGGAUGUGGGAAAGACCAUGGAUAUAGUGGCCACGCACGAGAUGACCGAUCCGGAUGCCAUUCAGGCGUUGAGGGAGCAGGUUCUGGAGUAUCCCAAAGUAGGGGAAAUGGAGCUGGUCUAUCGGCUUCCUAAGGGGGGAAUGGAUCUGGCGGUGGCACAGGCACAGGCACGAGCGGCAAGUCAGCCCUUUUUAGGGGCCGGCUCAAGCAGGGAUGCAGGUGGGCUACCAAAUGCUGAUGCACUGUCGGAAUCGUGUGCUAGGAGGCCGAUAAUUUCACUUAUUGACCUCUAUUCCGGAUAUGACCAAUUUCCGGUCUACCCACCGGACCGACCAGUGACGGUUAUGCACAUGCCUCGAGGGCUUAUCCACAUGAAUGUGGCUCCACAAGGGUGGACGAAUGCGGUGGCAAUGGUCCAGAGGAAUAUGAUCCGGGUCAUGCAGACAGUUAGUCCGUACAUCACGCAGCCGUACAUCGAUGACCUGGCAGUGAAAGGGCCGCGAAAAACGGAAAACGAUGAGGUCCUGCCUGGAGUAAGGCGGUUUGUUUGGAGGCACGUUCAGGACCUUGAUAAAGUCUUGGGCUUGCUUGAGCAGUACAACCUUACGGCCAGCGGGCCCAAGUCUAAGCACUGUAUGAGGGAAGCGACUAUCUUGGGAUUCGUCUGUAAUGAGAACGAUCGGCGGUCCGACGUUAAGAAGACGGAUAAGAUAGUUGAGUGGCCGGUGCCAUUCCGUUCUGUAACACAUGUAAGGAGCUUCCUAGGUACGUGUGGGUUCUGGAGGUCCUUCAUCAAGAACUUUGCAGCAAAGAUAGAGCAAUUAAGGAAGCUGGUCCGGCAGGAUCAGGAGUGGACCUGGGGUGAGGAUCCGGAAGAGGUUGUGACCAACAUGAAGGAGGAGUUCCGGGAAGGGGGGUUGGUGCUGGGAGCGCCCGAUUAUGACACUACGGAGGCGAGACCAUUCAUUGUGGAGACCGAUGCAGGACCGACGACUUUGGGUGGAGUUCUAAUCCAAGCAGACAUCAAAGGGAAGGAGAGACCGCUGCGUUUUGAGAGUCGCACGUUGUGUACGUCAGAAAGAAACUACUCCCAAUUUAAGAGGGAGACUCUCGCCGUCCUUCAUUGCCUGCGGAUUUUUCGAAACUACAUCUUCGGCAGGAGGUUCAUCUUAAGGGUAGACCCGACGGCUCUGGCUUUCUCCCUGAGGAAGUAUGUUCCGUCCGAUCCAACAGUUGCCAGGUGGUUGACAUACAUCUGGAUGUUCAACUUCGAGUUGGAACGGAUCCCAGGGAACAAGAACAUGGCAGAUGGACUAAGUCGCAUCAAUUGCGAUAGGCAGGACGGGGAAGCUGUAGAGGACACGCCCCCAGUUGAUGGCUUUCUGUACCAGGACGAGGACAUCCACCUCCACAUCAAUAAGUGGUCCCCACGAGUCCCCAACUGCGUUGGCCAUCCUAUCUGGCAUGCGCCUAACGGGUAUGAGCGGAGAGCUGAGUUGGUGCUCAAGCCUUUUGAAGAAGAGGAUCCCUGGGGUGGGUUGACGACCCCAAGCAGGGUAGAGGUCGAAACCUCACAGAAAGCUGAUGAGUAUUUGGAUCAGAGGAUUCGCUCCGUAUCCAAGACCUCCUUCGACAGGUAUAUGAUGUUGGAGGCGGAUCUGAGAGGGAAGGAAGUGAAGGAAGCAGGGCUGGAGUCACGGUUGGGGACCAUUGAGGCAGAAGUCUGUGAGCUCAGGGCUCUGGUGGCUAGCCAUACCGCCACCAUCCUGGAAUUGAAGCAGCAACUCCAUGGUAGCAGGGAUGGGGCGGAGAGUAGCAGGCCAGGAGGGCAGAGUCAGCAAAGACAUGGCGUAUCAGAGCAACCAAAUAUGGUUGAGCCUCAACAAGAGGCACCUAUGGGAAGGAUCAUUUUGGAGCCUGAGGAGGCAAAGGCCAAGAGGAAGGCUGAGAGGGAAGCCUUCGAAUUCAGAGCCCCUACAGAGCUUGCGGUGCUACCCACGAUGGCCGCAGACCCUGCCAUGCCACCGUCACUUGAGGAAAGACUGCCCUCGGCUAGUGAUGAGCCCCUCCAAGGCUCGAUAGGAGGAUCCUUGGACGUUCUGCUGGAAGCAGUCCACACGAUGCAGGAGGAUGCUGGCUUGUUUUCACCAGAGUCCAAGUUGGAGGAGCCCCUGGAGAGCGAGAUGGGAGGUGCAAUGGAGGGCAUCAUCGCAGGCAGGCCCCAGGGAUUGGAUACUCCUGACUAUGAGCCAGAGGGAGCGAGGGCGCAACCAGGGCUCAGUCUGCGAGGGUCGGAGGCAGGAUCUGAGAGACCCAGAGAUGUGCCUCAGUGCCAUGAGUUGGACGGAGAGGCCAGGGAAACCCCAUCGCCAGCAGGGCCCCAGCGGAAGAAGAAAAGGCCUAGGAAGUCUUUUGACUCGACCUGCUUCUAUUGUACGAAAGGAGAGCACAGGGCAUUACAAUGCCUCAAAUUCCUAAAGGACCAAGCAGACGGGAAGGUCUCGAAGUAUGAUGGGAAGAUGUAUGAUAGGCAGGGUAGAGUAGUGGAACAGCUGUAGAUGGGGGUAGAGCUCAGUUGUACAGGCAGAACCAGGAGGAGAUGAGUGAGUAGGGUCUGGUUCACCUGAAUAAAAACUGGAUAUUUCU
This is a messenger RNA of Chara braunii, 3186 nucleotides long. NCBI's taxonomy places the organism in Eukaryota, Viridiplantae, Streptophyta, Charophyceae, Charales, Characeae. The record is from the annotation of a GenBank genome assembly.